GCACUGCACUCUUGGCAGCUGCCUGAGCAGGAAGGGCGGCGAUGGGCUCUGUGCUGAGCAGCGACAGCGGCAAAUCCGCGCCCGCCGCGGCCACCCCGCGGGCUCUGGAGCGCAGGGGGGACCUUGAGCUGCCCAUCACGUCCUUCGACUGCUCUGUGUGCCUAGAGGUGUUGCACCAGCCGGUCCGGACCCGCUGUGGCCACGUAUUCUGCCGUUCCUGUAUUGCCACCAGUCUAAAGAACAAUAAGUGGACCUGUCCUUAUUGCCGAACAUAUCUUCCUUCAGAAGGAGUUCCAGCAACUGAUGUAGCCAAAAGAAUGAAAUCCGAGUACCAGAACUGCGCUGAGUGCAAUACUCUGGUUUGCCUCAGUGAGAUGAGGGCACACAUAAGAACUUGUCAAAAGUACAUUGAGAAAUACGGACCACUGCAAGAACUCAGGGAGACAGCCACAAGAUGUGCGUGUCCAUUUUGUCAGAAGGAAUUGGAUGAAGACAGCUUACUGGAUCAUUGUAUUACACAUCACAGAUCAGAAAGAAGACCUGUGUUCUGCCCACUUUGCCGAUUACUUCCCAGUGAGAACCCAAGCAGCUUCAAUGGCAGUUUAAUAAGACACCUGCAAGUCAGUCACACUUUGUUUUAUGAUGACUUCUUAGUAAGUAUGCUUUCUUACUUUUACGUUAUGCUUUUAUGCUGUUUGGAUUAAACUUGUCUUUGUUAA
Molecule: messenger RNA, 719 nt
Organism: Erinaceus europaeus (western European hedgehog)
Lineage: Eukaryota; Metazoa; Chordata; Mammalia; Eulipotyphla; Erinaceidae
Gene: RNF125
Product: ring finger protein 125
Exons: 5
Coding region: 42-704 (220 amino acids)
Biological process (GO): ubiquitin-dependent protein catabolic process; protein polyubiquitination
Molecular function (GO): ubiquitin protein ligase activity
Source: RefSeq, a predicted model, not a curated record